GUCAUAGGCAAGAGGAGGGUCUGAAUGCGCGUUCCUCCGCGCGUUCCUCUUGCUCCCCGCUUCCCAGUCCAAGCCUGGUCUUUUCGCUGACUCAGUGCCUUAAGCAGCAUCAAGGUUCAUCGGAACAGAGCUUCAGCAUCCUCUGCGGAGAAAUACAUCGGCCAUGGCUAAAACUGUAACCGCAUACAAAGAGAAGAUGAAGGAGUUGUCCGUCCUCUCCCUUAUCUGUUCCUGCUUCUACCCCGAGACUCGCAACAAACUCGUUUGUGAGUUUGAAGACAUGGAAGUUAAAGCUAUAGACAAACGGGCCUCAGGGCAAGCCUUUGAGGUAAUUCUCAAGCCCCAGUCUCCGGUGUCAGACAUUGCCCACAACCUUCCCUCUCCCCCAAAGAGGGAUCUCUCCCUGGAGGAGAUUGAGAAGAAACUGGAGGCAGCUGAAGAGCGAAGGAAGUACCAAGAGUCUCAGGUGCUGAAGGCGUUGGCGGAAAAGCGGGAGCAUGAAAGGGACGUGUUGCUAAAGGCCAUGGAGGAGAACAGCAACUUUAGCAAGAUGGCCGAGGAAAAGCUCCAGAUGAAGAUGGAACAGAUUAAGGAGAAUCGCGAGGCCCAGCUGGCAGCCAUGAUGGAGCGCCUACAGGAGAAGGAGAAGCAUGCCGCAGCUGUGCGCAGGAACAAAGAACUGCUGAGGGAAGAGCAGCUAGCAUGAGCUUCACACAAUUCCUGUGGUCCGUCUGUCGAACCAUCCAUCCAUCCAUCCCUGCCCCGCCUUCAACCUCUCCAAAACAGACACUCUGCCCUGAAGGCUGAGAGGCUCAAGAAACUCACCACCACAGCACUGCACACCUUGUCACAACUAUCCACAACCAUCAGUAUUAUCAAUAAUACAGACAUCUAUGACACUCCUUUUACAACUAAAUAGAUUUGUUGAUUUAGCAAAAGUGCAACCAUAUUACUUUUAUUUUGUAAAUACUAUCUAUCUAUCUAUCUAUCUAUCUAUCUAUCUAUCUAGCUAGCUAGCUAGCUAUCUAGAUACCACAUAGAAACUAGAUAGACAGAUAGCGGGUUAGCUAUCUGUUUAGCUAGCUAGCCAGAUAGCUUCCUGUCUCUCUCUCUGUAUCUCCCUCUCUCUGUGUCUAGCUGUCUUGCUAACUAGCUAGAUAAAAAGACUGAAAGCUAGUUAGCUAAAUUUCUUGAUAGCCAACAUUUUAUUUGUUUAUCUAGCUAGCUAGCUUGCUAUCUUUUUGUUAGUGACUGUUUAUGUUCUUCAAGUUUUACACCACAACUCUUAUCAUUUGAAAGGCCUGAGUGUUGGGAGUUGGCAGAAGAUGGAGGAUUUUCAGUGUUUUCUGAUGAUGUCAUGACGAUGACGACGACGAUGUUGAUAAAAUAUUUGUAUGUUUCGUGAAGAGUAACAGACGAUAUGUACGCUGCAAAUCUGGUUUGUGUAUAUCGCAUCUGUUAUCUCCCCCAUGCCGCCUACUCAUGCUCAGCACCCAUAGAUUCAGACCACUUCCUCUGAGAUGAAUUGUAUUGUUGUUAGGAAUGUAUUUGCCUAAAGGGAGUAACUAUACAUCUGCAUAUUCACACCUUUUUUCAACCAGUCAUUUGCCAAAUAAAUAGCUCUCCUAGGAUCUCUGGAGAUGAGUCUCAAAAAAAUGAAUGAAUGUUAUGAGACCAAACUGGUAUCAUACAGUGUCUUGGACAGUGGAAUGUGCUGUUGCUCUCAUCUUGAUAUUUGAUAGUGUGAACCUAAAAUAUGUCUGUGUGGGCGACUAGGCAUCAUUAGCAUCUUUUCUCCUUAGAGGUUUAGGUAGAUAAUGGAUGCAAGAAGCUUUACAUACAGCACACUGAAGUAGUCUCUUUUUAACCUUCAGAAUACCACUGAUAUCUGCCUGCGUAGUCUGCUGCUUGUGUUUUUUUCCUCUUCAUAUUUUUCUCUGUGAAAGCUUUGCUGAAUAAAGGUUUGGGAGUUCUGUGAACAUGGCAUGCACCAUCUAUUACGUUUCUGUAAUAAAACACAAGGGGAAUUGUAAACUGCCAAAUAAAAGAACCAGUUAUCUACACA
This is a messenger RNA of Xiphophorus couchianus (Monterrey platyfish), 2065 nucleotides long. RefSeq names its product stathmin 2a (gene stmn2a). Gene Ontology annotation, cellular component: growth cone; neuron projection; cytoplasm. The coding region runs from base 164 to 706 and encodes 180 amino acids. Gene Ontology annotation, biological process: neuron projection development; regulation of microtubule polymerization or depolymerization; microtubule depolymerization. Lineage: Eukaryota; Metazoa; Chordata; Actinopteri; Cyprinodontiformes; Poeciliidae. The transcript has 5 exons. The record is from RefSeq and is a predicted model, not a curated record. Gene Ontology annotation, molecular function: tubulin binding.